Molecule: messenger RNA, 279 nt
Organism: Triticum aestivum (bread wheat)
Lineage: Eukaryota; Viridiplantae; Streptophyta; Magnoliopsida; Poales; Poaceae
Product: protein transport protein Sec61 subunit gamma-like
Exons: 1
Coding region: 1-279 (92 amino acids)
Source: RefSeq, a predicted model, not a curated record
AUGGACGUUGUCGACUCCGUGGUGGACCCCCUCCGCGAGUUCGCCAAGGACAGCAUCCGCCUCAUUAAGCGCCGCCACAAGCCCAACCGCAAGGGUAAGGACCAAACACUCGCGCCUUCUCAUCCAGAUCCGGUUCGUUUUCCUCCUUCGCCAGAUCUGACGCUGAUUCGGCGCGCAGAGUUCCCCAAGGUGGCGGCACGGACGGCGACCGGGUUCGUCGGCUUCUUCUUCAAGCUCAUCUUCAUCCCCAUCAACAACAUCAUCGUUGGCUCCGGCUAG